AUGACACUAGAAUUCUCUUGUUUAAAAACCUUCCAAGAAACUUACCCAUGUUUGUUUCAUACACUUUAUUAUUCGACAAUUGUUGUUGGCGCAUUUAAAAUCUUCAAUUUUUUUAAAGGACUAGCAGCAAUUUUUUUGGAUUGUUUUAUUUACCCAUCAGUGAAUUUCCAUAAAUAUGGUGGCAAUACCUCUAAUCCAACCAAUUGGUGUGUGAUUACAGGCGCAAGUGAUGGUAUCGGUAAAGAAUAUGUUUUCCAAUUUGCAAAUCGCGGUUUUAAUUUACUUUUAAUCAGUAGAACAGAAUCCAAGCUACAAGAUAUUCAAAAAGAGUUGAAAUUAAGAUACCCUAGAGUUAAAGUCCAAUAUUUAAGCAUAGAUGUUUCAACUGAUUCCUUACAAAAUUAUUCCAAAAUUUCCCAAGUGACGGACAAUUUGCCCAUCACUGUUUUAGUUAACAAUGUUGGCCAGUCACAUUCUAUUCCUGUGCCUUUCCUAGAAACUGAAGACAAAGAAAUUAACGAUAUUAUCACCAUUAAUGAUAAAUUUACUUUAAAAAUUACUAAAAUCAUUGUUCCAAGAAUUAUAGAAACUUUAAAGAAAAAUCAUAACAAAAGUAAAGGAUUGAUUUUAACUAUGGGUUCUUUUGGUGGAUUAUUGCCAACCCCCUUUUUAGCCACUUAUUCUGGGUCAAAAGCCUUUUUACAAAGUUGGUCGAACGCAUUGAGUGGUGAAUUAUCACGCUACAACGUAGAUGUUGAAUUAGUCCUAUCUUAUUUGGUAACAUCAAAGAUGUCCAAAAUUCGUAAGUCUUCACUUCUCAUUCCAACUCCAAAACAGUUUGUUGCCAGUGUUUUAAGGUCCUGUGGUAGAAGGUGCGGUGCUCAGGAGAGAUACGGUACUACUACUCCAUAUUGGAGUCAUGCCUUAUAUCAUUAUUUAAUUGAGCAAACUGUUGGUGUCUAUAGUGCAGUAGCUAAUAAAAUUAACUACCAAUUUCAUUGGAGUAUUAGAAAGAGAGCGUUAAAGAAACGUCAACAAAAGAAAUUGGAGGGUGAAAAAACUGGGAACGAAUUAAAAAAUGAUUGA
Saccharomycodes ludwigii is the source of this 1086-nucleotide messenger RNA. It is a transcript of the gene IFA38, whose product is annotated as ketoreductase. Gene Ontology annotation, cellular component: endoplasmic reticulum. Gene Ontology annotation, molecular function: ketoreductase activity. Bases 1 to 1086 code for a protein of 361 amino acids. Gene Ontology annotation, biological process: fatty acid elongation. The record is from RefSeq and is a predicted model, not a curated record. The transcript has a single exon. NCBI's taxonomy places the organism in Eukaryota, Fungi, Ascomycota, Saccharomycetes, Saccharomycodales, Saccharomycodaceae.